Molecule: messenger RNA, 642 nt
Organism: Aspergillus terreus NIH2624
Lineage: Eukaryota; Fungi; Ascomycota; Eurotiomycetes; Eurotiales; Aspergillaceae
Product: Ras family protein
Exons: 4
Coding region: 1-642 (213 amino acids)
Biological process (GO): signal transduction
Cellular component (GO): plasma membrane
Molecular function (GO): GTPase activity; GTP binding; GDP binding
Source: RefSeq, a predicted model, not a curated record
AUGGCUUCCAAGUUCCUGAGAGAAUACAAACUGGUGGUAGUUGGUGGUGGUGGCGUCGGAAAGUCCUGCUUGACCAUCCAAUUGAUUCAGAGCCAUUUCGUCGAUGAAUAUGAUCCAACAAUUGAAGACUCCUACCGCAAGCAGUGCGUCAUCGACGAUGAAGUCGCGUUGUUGGAUGUCCUCGAUACGGCCGGCCAGGAGGAAUACUCCGCAAUGCGGGAACAAUACAUGCGCACCGGCGAAGGCUUUCUACUCGUCUACUCGAUAACGUCGCGUCAGUCCUUUGAAGAAAUCAUGACCUUCCAACAACAGAUCCUCCGCGUCAAGGACAAGGACUACUUCCCCAUCAUCGUCGUGGGUAACAAAUGUGAUCUGGAAAAGGAGCGGGUGGUUACCGAGCAGGAGGGCGAAGCGCUCGCCCGCCAGUUCGGCUGCAAAUUCAUCGAAACCUCGGCCAAGUCCCGCAUCAACGUCGAAAACGCCUUCUACGACCUUGUCCGCGAGAUUCGCCGCUACAACAAGGAAAUGUCCUCCUACCCCUCUGGCUCCGGGGCAUUCGGCUCCCGCGCCCCCGAAGGCAAGAUGGACGUCAGCGAACCCGGCGACAACGCCGGCUGCUGCGGCAAGUGUAUUGUGAUGUAA